Cyprinus carpio (common carp) is the source of this 3807-nucleotide messenger RNA. Its product is annotated as interleukin 1 receptor accessory protein-like 2. The transcript is spliced from 12 exons. The record is from RefSeq and is a predicted model, not a curated record. Gene Ontology annotation, biological process: signal transduction. Bases 458 to 2503 code for a protein of 681 amino acids. Gene Ontology annotation, molecular function: interleukin-1 receptor activity. NCBI's taxonomy places the organism in Eukaryota, Metazoa, Chordata, Actinopteri, Cypriniformes, Cyprinidae.
AAGGAUGAUUCGUUUGCGAAUCGGACACCGAUACUGCAUACUGCAUUCAUAUCAGGAGUUAUAUGGUAGUGUACCGAUCUGAACACAGCUCUGUGACCGCAUGUGUGAUGAGACUGAACUCUCCAUCUGUCUUCUUCUGAGGCGCUUCCAGCGGACUCGACUCACUUUCCUGAAGGAGCAGCUCAGUUCUCCUGCAGGUGCAUAGGAUGGAAGUUCUCUGUGGAUGUCCAAACUAACAGCUCGAGCAGAUGAUAGCCUACAUGACCAUCAGCAGAAAUAACUUUCUGACAGACUGCGUCGUUAUACUGACUGACAUCGCUUCAGUUCCUCCGCGGUUCUGCUCGUAUUAAAGCACAUCUUCAUGAAGCACAUCUGAUGUAAACUUGUGGAAAUACAUCGCGAACAUCACCCGUUCAUCUGAAGGCACUCAGCAUCAGCCACUGCAGACGACUGGAAGAUGAAGCUCGCUGGAUUUAUGCUCCUCCUCAUCAAUUCAGCGGCCUCCAUCAAUCUCAAAUACAUCUCCAAGAGGAACUCAGUGGACGGCUGUAUUGACUGGUCGGUGGACCUGAAGACGUACCGUGUGCUGGCCGGAGAGCCGCUGAGGGUGAAGUGCGCUCUCUUCUACAGCUACAUACGCACCAACUACAGCGUGGCCCAGAAUGCCAAGCUGCGGCUCAUCUGGUACAGGAACAAGGGCGACUCUGAGGAGCCCAUCAUCUUCUCGGGUCACCGGCUGAGUAAGGAGGGAGACUCCAUCUGGUUCCGCUCGGCAGAGAUGGAGGACAAUGGGUUUUACACUUGUGUGCUCAGAAACUCCACGUACUGUAUGAAGGUGUCCAUGUCUCUGACGGUGGAGGAGAGCGAGGAGGGACUCUGCUUCAGCAGCCGGAUACGGUACCAGGAGAACGCCGAGGUCACCAAGAGCAAAAUGAUCAGCUGCCCUGACAUCCACUACUACCACCCCCAAAACAAACAUAACAUCAUGACCUGGUACAAGGAGUGUCAGAGGAAAGAGUGGAGGAGCUCCAUCAUCAUCAACACCACCAGCCUCUGGAUCCCGGAGGUGCAGGAGGACGACGGAGGGAACUACACCUGUGAACUCAAAUAUGGCAGCAGAGUUGUGAGACGGACCACAGAGCUCAAAGUCACAGCACUUCUUACGACCAGACCACCAAAAGUGCUGUUCCCGUCAGAGAGACAGGCCAGCGUCAUAGAUGUCCAGCUCGGCAGGCUUCUGGUCCUGGACUGCAGGGCUUUCUUCGGCUACAGCGGGGACUCCAGGCCCAUCAUCUACUGGAUGAAGGGAGAUAAGUUCGUGGAGGAGCUGGAAGGACACAUACGAGAGAGUGAAGUCAGGGUGGUGCGGGAGUUUCUGGGGGAGAAGGAGGUGGAGCUGUCGCUGAUCUUUGACGCUGUGGAGGAGACGGACAUGGGCAACUACACCUGUACCGUGGAGAACCACAUCGGCCGAGGCAGCGGGAGCGCCGUCCUGCAGAAGAAAGACAUGUACAGGCUGGAACUGGUUGGUGGUCUGGGUGCCAUCAUGCUGAUAUUGGGGAUCUUCACAGCCAUCUAUAAGUGCUAUAAUGUGGAGAUCAUGCUGUGCUACCGACGACACUUCGGCAGCGAUGAGGCCGAUGAUGACAACAAGGAAUAUGACGCCUACUUAUCUUACACCAAAGUGGACUUUGAGUCAGUGGAGCGUGAGAUGAGUGAGGAGGAGCUGUUUGCUCUGGAGAUCUUACCUGACGUUCUGGAGAAACACUACGGAUAUAAACUCUUCAUCCCACACCGGGACCUCAUUCCCAGCAACACGUACAUCGAGGACCUGGCGCGCAGCGUGGAGCAGAGCCGGCGUCUCAUCAUCGUCUUGACCCCUGAGUUCGUGGCCCGCCGUGGCUGGAGCAUCUUCCAGUUCGAGCCGCGGCUGCACAGCAUGCUGGUGACGGGUGAAAUCAAGGUGAUCAUGAUCGAAUGCUCGGACCUGCGCAGCGUCAUCAACUACCAGGAGGUGGAGGACCUCAAGCACACCAUCCGCGUGCUGUCGCUCAUCAAGUGGUGCGGGCCCAAGAGCAGCCAGCUCAAGUCCAAGUUCUGGAAGCGGGUGCACUACGAGAUGCCUGCGAAGAGAAAAGAGAGCGUGUCCCGCAGACAAGUCCUGGACUCGGGCGAGCAGGGGCUGUUCGGCGACCUGCAGGACGUGUCCACCGUGGCUAUGACCACCACCUCGGCGUCGCUAGCGCCGGCUCACAUCGAGAUACCGGACUACAACGAGCCGGGCCACCUGCAGAUGCGCCACUUCUGCCGCAGCUACGAGUACGAGCUGCCCAGCUCCGCCAUCGCCACGCUCAGCGGCCGGCACGUGUACUGCAAUCUGCCCAUGACGCUGCUGAACGGACGGCCGGCGCACAACGACAUUGGCAAACCCAAGAAAGACAUUCACUUGAGCAGCCCGUUCGUGCCGCUGUCCAGACCAGAGCUUUCCAGUGACAUCUGGUAGAGCGGCUCCGCCAAACAUCGCUUCGACGAUCUCAUCCUUUCUUCCUUUUUAUCUGCAUGAGUUCAUCUUGUUAGGAUUGAAAAACACAUAGGGCCAGUUUUACUAACAGCUUGAGCCAGCGCAAACCGUCUUUUGGUGUUAAAACAGUACUAUCAGGAUUUACUAAAGUCGCACAGUGACAAAUUAGCAUUGAAAAGGCGUGGACAAUUAUUUUUGCGCCUGAUCUUAUUGAAAAUGCAUUUGUAAGAGUUUCCCUUUUAGACGCAAAAUUUAUGGAAGGAGAGUAUUCAAAUGAACCAUGCAACGAGAUUGGCUAAUGUUUGCGCUCAUCAAAUUACUGGUGUUUGUGCCAUUAUUUAACGCCCCCCAAAAAAGCAUGUCUUAAACUAUUUUGCAAUUGAAAUGGCUGCAAUUGUUGUUACAGAGAACAGAGAGCGCGUGGUAGAAGGGAGAGGAUUUUUCCACAUGUAUUAAUUUAUUUUGAAUGUCAGAAGAACACAUUAUCUGAACAUAUCGUUUGCCAAGCCAUGCUAUUUUUAAUUUGCUCCAGGAGAUAAAAGACAGCUUGGAAGCCUCAACUAGGAGUCACGCUAUACGAGGUCUAUCGACCCUGCUGAAAAAACAAUAGAACCAUCACAGAAAAUUCUAAUGGUUUCCAUUACAAACAUUACAAACCAUCAACUUUUAACCAUUAAAAAAAUAAUAAUUUUCUGUAGUGUGUUUUGGGAAAUAUUCCAUUAGGAUUUAUUGGUUUUAACAAGCCACAAAUAGAAGGUGACCAAUUACCAGUAGAGACCCACGGGGACCAUAACAGUUUCCAUUUAAACCAAUACAAGUCCCAUUAUAACCAGUAAAACCAUUACAAAUGUUGUGAUGGUGUUAUUUUCCAGCAGGGAAAACUCCUUGCAACCCUUCAUUUUUGGCCUGCGGUUCUUUUCAACUUACUGUGGCUUUUUUUAUUUGUUUAUUCUUUAUUUGUGACUACGCUAACUUGCGCUGCACUUGGUAUAUUGCAUUGCUCGAUGUGUAAAUGAGAUGCUGCGUCUGUCUUUAAUUUGCACGUUGUUAGUAAAUCAGUAAAUCAUCGGCGCUGUUGUGGACUUGCACUCUCACGCUAAUUCGCCCUGUUUAGUAAAACUGGCCCAGAAUGGUUUAUCUCGCUUUCUUCCAGCCUUUAGUGUUUUCAUACUUUGAAGAGCUACUGAUAUUGUUAUCUUACUUGAAUUUUGAGGUAAUUCUGCUAUGUACAGUUAUCCCAUCAAGCACCGCAUCUGGUUUAUUUGACAUUAUGACUUUCUUACUAC